This is a messenger RNA of Phlebotomus papatasi, 1760 nucleotides long. It is a transcript of the gene Hlc, whose product is annotated as probable ATP-dependent RNA helicase DDX56. Gene Ontology annotation, molecular function: RNA helicase activity; nucleic acid binding; ATP binding. The coding region runs from base 81 to 1751 and encodes 556 amino acids. The transcript has 5 exons. NCBI's taxonomy places the organism in Eukaryota, Metazoa, Arthropoda, Insecta, Diptera, Psychodidae. Gene Ontology annotation, cellular component: nucleolus. The record is from RefSeq and is a predicted model, not a curated record.
UACAGAAAGCAUUGGAAAAGUGCACGUGUUGGAGAAUUUGCGUCUCCCGUUUGUUAUCCUCUUAUUUUGCUCCAAAAACCAUGGAGAUUUCGCAAAGUGAAGUCGAGGACGACAAGAAAGACAUUCUGGGCUUCCAUCAAAUGGAUUUGGAUGACCGGAUACAAAAGGCAAUUGCAAAAUUGGGCUGGAUUGAACCAACUGUAAUCCAGGAAAAGGCCAUUCCCUUUCUGCUUGAAGGAAAAGAUGUCCUGGUGCGUGCCCGGACGGGUUCUGGCAAGACGGCAGCCUUUGCCAUUCCUACAAUACAGAAAAUUCUCAAUUCCAAGGGAAGCGCUUCAGAACAGGCAAUUGGGGCACUUGUCCUGGGUCCCAGCAAGGAACUCUGCCAUCAGAUACGGCAAGUUAUUGAGGAUCUUACUGUGAGCUGUGGGCGAGUGGUGAAAUGCGUAGAUUUGGCUUCGCAUGAAGUGACUACGCAGAAGCAUCUUUUGUCCGAAAGACCGGAUAUCGUUGUGUCCACUCCAGCCAAGAUUCUGCAUCACUUCAAAGCCGGAAAUGUUGAACUUGGAGAUCAAUUUUCGACCCUGAUCAUUGAUGAGGCGGAUUUGAUGUUCUCCUUUGGCUUUGAGGCUGAACUCAGGGAGGUUUUGAGCUUUCUGCCGGCAAUUUAUCAGGCAAUUCUCGCAUCAGCUACUCUCAGUGAAGAUGUUUUGACUCUGAAAAAUCUUGUCCUGCACAAUCCUGUGACUCUCAAGUUGUCUGAACCAGAUGUAGCUCCAACGUCUCACCUAACGCAUUAUCACAUUUCGGCCGAAGAGAAUGACAAAGCCGCAAUCCUCUAUGCCCUCUUCAAGCUGCACCUGAUCCGAGGCAAGAGUGUCAUCUUUGUGAAUUCCGUGGACAAGUGCUACAAGUUAAAACUCUUCCUGGAACAAUUUAGCAUAAAAUCUUGUGUCCUGAAUUCCGAGCUUCCUGCUCAGAUUCGCUGCCGGGUAGUGAAUCAAUUUAAUAUGGGAAUUUACGAUAUCAUCCUGGCGUCGGAUGAACAGGCUCUGGAUCAGCCAAAAGCAGACAGAGGCAGCAGAAAGAGGAAAAGUGAUAAGGAGUCAGGAGUAUCCCGUGGAAUUGACUUUCAACGAGUGUCCAAUGUUAUCAACUACGAUUUCCCACUCGAUGUGAAUUCGUACAUCCAUCGAGCUGGCAGAACAGCCCGUGGAAAUAAUCGAGGAAGUGUUUUGUCUUUUGUAAACCUAAAAGAGAGGUCACUGAUGGAUGAAGUCGAUGAACAUCUCAAGGCAGAAUUCAGCAUGGAAGAGAGUGUUUUGAGGAAAUAUCAAUUUAAAUUGGAGGAAGUUGAACCAUUCAGAUAUCGUGCAAUGGACGCCUACAAAGCUGUCACAGCAAUUGCCAUCAAAGAGAGUCGAUUGAAGGAAAUCAAAGCUGAAAUCUUCAACAGCAAUAAAUUGAAGAGUUUCUUCGACAACAACCCCCACGAUUUGCAGCUCUUGAGGCAUGAUAAGCCGCUGCAUACUGUUAAAGUUCAACCUCAUUUGUCCGAUGUGCCAGACUAUAUUAUCCCCAAAUCGUUGAAAGGGGUGGCAAAUGUGGCAACCAAACCCAAGAAGACUUCCGGAAGGGUGGUGAAAUCCAAGAAGCAGAAGAUCUUCGAGAAGAAACAGGCCAAUCCACUGCUUUGUGCAGAAAUUGAUUAUGCAAAGAAGCAGAGAGUGAAAAUAAAGAAGAACAAGUAGUUCAAGUAA